Molecule: messenger RNA, 4920 nt
Organism: Marchantia polymorpha subsp. ruderalis
Lineage: Eukaryota; Viridiplantae; Streptophyta; Marchantiopsida; Marchantiales; Marchantiaceae
Source: the annotation of a GenBank genome assembly
GGAGGAGGAGGAGGAGGAAUUGAUGCAUUGUACACGGAGUCUGGGUUCCGGUUUCUUCGCGAAGAAGUCACACGGAGACAGGCUCCGGCAUUCCAUCUGAUCGCGCUGCGGGUCCUGCUGUUUGCUGCGUCUGCUGCUGGUGCUGGUGCUGCUGCCGCUGGUGGUGGCUGCUUGAUGGAGAGGGCGCUAUGUUUGAGAAGAUAUGAUGUCAUGGCUGGCAUGCAAUAAUACUGGACUGCGACUUGAGAGCGAAUCUGCGCAGUGCGGUUUUGACGAGUGAGGGGCCGGAGGCGAUUUAUUGUGGUUGAGUAAGGGAGGGAGGCAGGGAGGGAGGGUGUGAGGGGAAGGGACGGGAACGGCAGGGGCGGGCCCGAGGCGAGGCAGGAACGGGACGAUGGAUGCGGGGAAAUCGUGCGGGACGGGGUAGGACGGAUUGCAAGACGAGGAGAAACUGCUGAGAACGUCGCGCGGAGGAGUGAGAGUCGUUGGAAUCGGGGGCACAGAGUUUGCUUCGUUUUUCUUGCUGCUGCUGCUGCUGCUGGUCCUCCUCCUGCUGCUCCUGCUGCUGCCGGUGGUGCUGCCGCCACUGCUCCCCAGGAUUCUGGUUGAUAACGGUAGGAGGCUUGCUCGGCCAAUUGCCGAUGCCGACGCUUGCCGGACCAGCGGCAGGACGGGAUGGCAAUUCACUCGGAUGCCAAGAGUCCUAGGCUUUGUCGGCUCGAGAGUGCCUCCCGACGGGGCCAGAGGCGGCCCGACUCCGCCGCAGUGUCGCAAUUCAGAGCCGAGUGAAGUGGCUGAUGUGAAAUUUCUGUGAUCGAUGGGCCGAAGGAAUUUUCAGAGUGUAUUUCUAAUCGGCGAUGGAUAAUUUCUGUUACUGCACCUCCGGACAAAGUCUGUCUACAUUCCAAGAGAAUUUGCUGGUCCCGUAGAUGUCUGUCUGGACCGUCGGGAAUUAGAAUUUUAUAGAUAUGGACUUCUUCUCAGGAGAUCCCUCCAGCAGGAGGAAAGUCGAUUUGGGAGGCCGCAGUAACAAGGAGAGGGAUCGGGAAAAGCUUCUAGUGGAAGCUCGCCUGGAGCGUGAACAGAGGAAGCUUGUUCGUCUGCACAAUCAAAGUGCCGCGCAGAUUCAGAAAUGUUUUCGAGGGAGAAAAGUUGUUGCAGUAGCUCGUCCAGCCAUACGAUCGGAGUUUUGCAGUCAGUUUGGCGAAUUUGGAGAGAAGGCAGACAGUACGGUGUUCAGGUCCUCUUCAAAAUAUUUUCCUCAAUUAUUUUUCUUUUUCAAUGAGAAAGACGCUGGCGAUUGUCAGCGCCUUGUUCAAGCAUGUCGACUGCUCCAACAGUCGUUAAGGGAAACAGGGGACGUUGUAGCUCUAUUCACCGAAAAUGAUCAGAUAGAUGGGCCUUUGGUCAUAUACAGAGUAAAACGGCUUGCUAGGAUCUGUUUACAAACUCUUCAUGUUCACCGCAACUCUUUGAAGGCGGAACUUUUGCAACCAGUCCAGGCGUUCAAUUCCUUGACCAACUCGGCCACUUUGCUGUUGGACACUGUCCUGACUUUGACAGGAGAUAAUUUUCCCUGGUCUGAAGUUGUUCUUAAGUACCUUCAUGAGUACAAGCUGUUUUACCUUCUACGUAGUAUUUUCCUUAUGGUGGAACCAGAAGAAAAGCCAACUAAGAUGACCUGUAUAGAGAGUGCUGUUCUUGUAUUUGCUUCUCGGCAUGUUCGAAGUUUGCGAAGUGAUACCAGCAAGCUCACCAAAGGAAGCUUUUCAACUGAUAUACUUUCGAUUCCAUUAGUUUGGAAGCGUUUUCCAAUAUUCAAGCAGGAAUGCAUCAAGGAGAAAGUCUGGGCUCACUCUGUUCACCAGAUAGCUGCUUCUCUAUCAGAGUUACUAAGCAUCUUACCUCCAGACACUUGUCCAGGAUUUCCAUCCAGCGUUUGUUUGCUGGGUAACUUAUUAGAGAUUGCUGCAGCAGCUAUGCGUGGCCCUGAUUGCGAAUUAAAAUUGGCAUCCGAUUUCGCUCUAGUUACAAGGUAUCUGAUGGAACGGCUUCCUGCAAGUUUUUACAAAUUCGUAAAAGCUCUCGAUGAAGGUUAUGAAGAUGAGAUGGACGUGGAUGGCUUUGGUAAAGUCACAAUGCCGGAGCCAGAAUUGAAAGAGCAGCUGAAGUACGCCGAAGACUAUGAGCUCCUAAAAACUUUGGUGAGAGUAACUUGCUCAAGUAGUGCUACUUCCACCACGGAAGCGCCAUCUUCAACCGAAGCAGCCGCCGUUGGAGCUGUUUGUGCAUUUUUGUACGCAACUUUCACAGUUUUGCCGUCCAAUUUGGUCAUGACAGGAUUGGCCUACAGAGCAGAGUUGGUUCCGCAGCUCUGGCAGUAUAUAAAGCGUUGUCAUCUUGCACAUUCUUGGCCCUCUUUAGAACUCGUAGGAGAUGCCAGCGAUUCGCAGGUUCCUGCGGAUCUACUUGGUUGGAUGCUACCCCUGGCAGUAUUUUGCCCAGUAUUCAGCUAUCUAUUGACGACUAUUGAUAAUGAAGAAUUUUACGAGCAGCAGAGACCUCUGUCUCUUGAAGAUCUUGUACAGUUGGUCACCAUUCUGAAAGAGGCGCUUUGGCAGCUUCUGUGGGUCAUGAGUGCCAAGCCACCGUCAAUCGUGUCUAAUCAGAGGCUAGGUCAGACUCUACAAAACAGAAUGUUCUCCUCCAAAGCUAUCCGAGAUCGUGUUGCUGAUGUGUCUGCCAGUCUUUUGGCAGCGUUACAUGACCGCAACAGCAGGAGGCAAUUUUCACCACCACAGCAUUUUCAUGCGCGGGAGGCUGUCGAUGAGAAUUUCUUUGCCCAAGCAGAAGGGGAGAAUACGCGGGCCCAGUACCUUUUGCGGAAAGCUCCAUUUUUGGUACCUUUCACGGAUAGAGUGCGCAUAUACACGUCCCAAUUGACAGCUGCCCGGCAGCAUAGCACCCAUCAAACUCCUUUUCCAAGGUUGCGGGUGAGGAUAAGAAGAGACCGGAUUAUAGAAGAUGCUUUUGCUCAACUGAAUCCCCUUGCGGAGGAGGCUCUGAGAGGCACGAUCCGGGUGACAUUUGUGAAUGAGUUGGGAGUGGAGGAAGCUGGUGUUGAUGGAGGUGGAAUCUUUAAGGAUUUCAUGGAAAACAUCACGAAGGCGGCCUUCGACAUACAGUAUGGUCUUUUUAAGGAAACUUCAGAUCAUCUCCUGUACCCUAAUCCUGCGUCAAAUAUGGUACACGACGACCACCUUCACUACUUCGAGUUUCUCGGCAAAAUUCUGGGAAAGGCCAUGUUUGAAGGAAUAUUGGUGGACAUACCGUUCGCGACAUUUUUCUUGAGCAAGCUGCGGAAUAAACACAAUUUUCUUCACGAUUUGCCGUCAUUGGAUCCGGAGCUCUAUCGGAGCCUUCUAUUUCUCAAGCAUUAUAGUGGAGAUCUUUCUCAAUUGGGGUUAUUUUUUGUCAUCGAGAAUAAUGAAUACGGUGAACAAAUGGAGAUCGAGCUUCUGAAGGAUGGCAAGGAUAUGCCUGUUACAAACAAGAACAAGAUUAACUACAUACAUCUGGUGGCUAAUCAUCGUCUCAACACCCAAAUACGGCAACAGAGUUCUUACUUUUUACGGGGGUUUCAGCAACUGAUAAAGAUGGAAUGGAUCAACAUGUUCAAUGAACAAGAACUACAGAUUCUCAUAUCUGGCUCACAGGAGGGAAUGGAUGUGAAUGACUUGCGUUCAAAUGUGCACUAUGCUGGUGGUUACUCUGAGACCCAUCCUGUGAUUGAAAUGUUCUGGGACGUCGUGAAGACUUUAGAUAUGGACCUGCAGCAGAAGUUUCUCAAGUUUGUUACAGGUUGUUCUCGGGGACCUUUGCUGGGUUUCAAGUAUUUAGAGCCCCGAUUUUGUAUUCAAAGAGCUGCUCCUGAAGAUGCAUCCGAGGAGACGUUGGAUCGGCUACCAACGUCAGCUACUUGCAUGAACCUUCUAAAGCUUCCACCAUACAGAAGCAAGGAAACCAUCCAAGAGAAGCUGCUUUAUGCCAUCACAGCAGGGGCUGGUUUCGAUUUAAGCUAAAUUACGAGUAUACCUUGAUAAUCAAUGUCUCCGGCUACUGUUGCGGGAGCCAUAUGAAUCUUUUGUCUGGGACAGUGCGGAUUGUUGAUGAGAGGGUGAAGGAGGCGCAGAGUGGUGUGGCAGUUUUUCCCACUAGUUUUCCAGCGGUGAAGAAUUGUGAAGAGAUCCAGUGGAGUUUCUUCUGAAUUAUCGGUUAGUAAUGUGGAUUCAAAGAGCAGUUGAAAGUUACCCUCAUCAAAACUGCUCUUAAAAAACUACCUGUCGUGAAUCUGGGAAGUCCUGAAUUGUGAUUGCAGCCACCCAUCUAUCACGCAGAUCAGUAAGAUGGCUCUGGUCAACUGCUCCUCCUAGAGAAAGCAAGUGGUAUGUCGUACCAGAACUUAUGGAGUACUUCCGAAGCUGAGAAAGCAGAUCCCAGAAUGGGUUCUGUUCCGGUGAUGUGUAGCAAUUAGAGCAGCUCCUGCUUUCACAAAUACCGUCAAUCGUGCAAUCUAUGCGGUCCACUGUAAAUCUGAUUUUGUCAUACACAGCCAUUGAUCACCACAAUAUUGUACAAUGGAGUGAGCAGUGCUCGAAAUGUAUAAUCCAUCCACGAAUCCACUGUGCCUUAGUAGGCAUUCGUGCUGUCAUUUUUGCUACGAAAUGUCCUCGAGUCUUUGUGGAGAAAGUUCGUAGUCGCCGUUUUCGUCUUGUAUGAAUUUCAAUAAAGAUAUGAACAUGGAUACCUUCUGCUUGCUUACAUUGUAAUUAGGUAGAGCAUUGGUUCGGUCUUCGGCCCCAUUUCAAGCAUAUUUUCUUUCCAGGUUCGUAUUCAUGUCAAUGUCCAUCGGGAGGAGUU